Paramuricea clavata is the source of this 3296-nucleotide messenger RNA. NCBI's taxonomy places the organism in Eukaryota, Metazoa, Cnidaria, Anthozoa, Malacalcyonacea, Plexauridae. The record is from the annotation of a GenBank genome assembly.
AUGGAAAACAAAGCCAGGGUGGCUGAUAAAGCUUUAAUACAAGUUAUCUUACAAGAAUACCGUGACCGUUCGGUAGAUUCAAUCACUGGGCCUACAGCCAUACGUAAAUACGAAGCCGCUACGGGCAGACAUCGAGUUUGGCCGGGCUUUGCUUCAGACAUUUUGAAAAGCAAACGCGACCAUGUUUCGUCUAGAAGGGAUCUAGACAGUGCCUCAUUCACCACAGCGCGUUUGCUUGCCCCGUCUGGAGUCGCCGCAGCGCGAAGAAGACCGAGCAAAGUUAAACGGACAUUGUUAGAUGGAAUCCCAAUCGCAUGUUUUAAUAUCGGUGGAGAAAAAAGGCUUUGUUUUGAACAGCUUUUAACGGAGGUACUAAAAGAGUUCACCUUAAGCGAAGUGAACAAUUCGCGUGAUCACUUGAAGAUAUAUUGCCCUAAAUGCGACGAGGAUCAACUAGAAUCGCUAAAACUCUCAAAAACCGUUCCCUGGUCAGACUCUUCUUGUCUUCUCAUCACCAAAAGCGAUGCGUACCGACUCUGUAGCGCUCUACUCGCGAACAAAGCGCCUCAAAGACACGAUAAAAAGUACACAAAACCGUUCCUCGAUGUCUACCACGAAUGUUUUGGUGGUUGCGAAGGAAUUUUCGAGCCAGAAAUUUACAACGAACCUCACGCGAAAUGCGUUACGUGUUUAGAAUGUUAUCGGAUGUUUUCGCCGCGAAAAUUUGUUACACAUAGUCAUGCGACGACGGAAAUUCAAACCUGCCAUUGGGGUAUGGACAGCUCGAAAUGGCGCGACUACCUGUUACUACCAGACGAAAAAGCAGACGACGAAUUGAUUAAGGUAGGCAAGUUUUGAUUUUCUUUGUCCCCUCUUAAUUCAACUCUAUAAAUACGGUCUGCGCUCAAGCUUACUUCGUCCUAUCUCGAUAUAAACCGGACUUUUAAAGAUUUAUCUUGGUAUUAUUAUAGAUUGUCUCGGCUUGCAUAUGUUAUAAUAUAGUCGGUUCGGUUUAGCUAGCGAGAUUACUUAACUUUUUCUAACCGGUCUGAUUAAUUUUUUAACCCCGGUCUUUCGUCUCGUGUAAACGCGAUUAAGGAGAACACUAUGACCGAAACGACAUCGUUCACAUUGCUGCCGCGUAUUUAUAAUAAUAGUUAUAUAUGUAAUGCAUGUUUUGCCUUUGCCCUUUGGCUUCUGUGAUUCCUGCAAAAUAUAGUAGUUGUCAAAUCAUAAUUUCAUAGUUUUGCCUUAGACCCUUAGUUGCUUGUGAAGAGUGAUUCUACACUCUGAUCAGAGACUAAACACCGCAAAUUUUCUCCUGCCCGUGUAGUCUCAGAAAUACGGAAUCCGUUCAGCAUAUACAAAUGUGCUCUUCAUGCAUGGAGCCGUGCACACUAGAAAUAUUUACAAAGAAGAGUAACGUUAUAAGUAUCAACUAUAAUAUAAUGAUACUAACUAUAAUGAUCAUGCACAAACAAUUAUGUUUGUCUUAAAAUGUUAUUAAAAGUUACUACAGCACAGAUGCAACAGGACAGAUCUUCUCUAGGUAUAACUCAGUCAAACAAAGGUCUUGCAUGUGACAAAUUGGAAAUUAGUCCUUACGGAGUUACGGCUUACUGGACAGUUAAGAACUAAUUGAGCUAUGGAGUAUAAAUAAUGUUAGCCCUGUAACCCUGUUUACUAAACUAACCUCGACACUAAUCUUUUAAUGGUGGUUGUAUAUGACUAUAUCAGCUCAAUUAGCCUUCAUGCUUAAAGUGUUCAGCAAGGGCCAUGCUUAUAUUCUGAAGCUUUACCUCAGUAGUACGAUUAAAGGAAAUGCUAAUCAAAAUAACAAACAUCGCGCAUAAAAGUACAAGUAUAAAACGUGCAUGUCUUGGAUUUUCAAGGUGUUUUCAUCUUUCCGUUCCGGUUUUUGUACUAUACUUUAUUACAAAUAUUUGGCGGCUGGUUCUGGCUUUUAAGUUAUGCCGUUAUUGCCGUACGCUUGACACUGUGCCCGCAUGAAAACUCUGUUUACAUAAGAUCACGCUAAUUCAUUCAUCUAAUUCAUGUCCUAUUUCCACAACUCAUCUCAUUAGACAUUACUCAAGCGAAGAUCUAGAGAAGUUAGCAUGCAGUAGCGAGCCCUCUCUAUCAUCUAUCCAACAUUAUCGUACGCAGAAGCUCUAGUAUAGAAGCAAGCGUUAAGAAUGGCAUAAUAAACUUUAUCAAUUAUUACAGCGUAAAAACUACUCACAUAGUAGUAUGAGAAAAGAGAAUAUUUUUAACCUGAUCUAAUAGUAAAACAAAUAUUAAAAUAGUUUUUUAUACCACAUAAUUCCAUGAUUAAUUUUGAGCAAUCUAUAGUAUAUAUGUAAACUAUAUGUGAACCAAAAGUUUACAAUGUUUUUAAUUAAAACUAUCUAUCUAAAUCUCAUGUGAUUUAUUGAUUGCAUUUCACAGAAAUUAUGGGAGGACGUAAAGAAACGCUUCUUUGGCACGAUACGCAAACGUAAGCUGUCGAAUUCCGAAGCGGAAAGCGUAGCAGAGAGCGAGUGUAGCGAGAGUAGCGCAAAGAAACGAAACUUUUUAACGUAUGCCGUCUCGCCAAGCGUCGAACGUCCAAGCGGAACGCCAAGUAGUUCCGUCAGUUCGCCAAGGGAGCAUAACGAAGCGAGUAGACGAUCUGCAUUUCGGCCGUGGUCUCCUUUAGAGGAAAAACACCGUGUCGAGGCCUCGAGCAAUAACAGUCAGACACUAACAACAUCAAGCCCGAGUCAUAGUCUGUUCAUACAACCCUCGUCGCACGCGAUGCAAUCCUCGUCGCAUUCGAUACAAACCGCAUCGCAUCCAAUACAACCCGCUUACAUUUCUAGAAACUGUGCUUGCCCACCGGCACCGUAUUCUGCGAUGAAUGGCUAUGUAACACAUUCGACGCCGAUAAAAAGCGAAUACUCCAGCGUAAUUUGCUCACAAGCUGUAAUUUCACACAGCCCAAAAUCUAGAUCCGAAAGCCCGCCAAAUGAAACGGCUGUAAUUCAAGAUUUCGCCUCUCCGGAGCGGGUUAAACAAGUACUAUCCAAGUACUGUCAACGUGGAAAUUUGCCGUCAGUAGACGAACUUAGUUUUGCGUUGGCAAAAGAGCUGCAGGAAUGGAGCUACGGGCAAUCGCGAGUUUUGAAUGAAUUAAAGGAGAAAGGAGAGAAACUACGCGAGGAAAUGAACACUCUACGACGUGAGAAUACGACGAAACUCGACUCCGCUUGUGAAGAAUUGAAAUGCUGUCAGGAGAAGCUUGAUCAACUGAACAG